Vicugna pacos (alpaca) is the source of this 6612-nucleotide messenger RNA. The record is from RefSeq and is a predicted model, not a curated record. Lineage: Eukaryota; Metazoa; Chordata; Mammalia; Artiodactyla; Camelidae.
GAAGGACAAUGGGGGCUGCAGCUGGUGCCCCUCUGGGCAGCUGGCACCAGUGGCUGGCUUGGCCGCUGGGUGAAGCUUCCUGGAGACACUGGGUGUGGGGGUGUUGGAUGGCUGUCCUGAGGAUCCCCAGCAGAACUUUCUCCCGGGCAGGCUGGGCCUCCAGCUGGACCCUGGGGUGAGAGGGAGCCUGCCCACCCACCAGCCACAGCCCCAGGGCUCUGCCUCCAGGGGGGCAGUAGGGGUCUUUCUGGUCUGGUUGGGGUGUGGAGGCCCUGGCAGCCCCGCGGGCACACUGUUAUGUCAUCUAGGGGCCCUGGAGUGGCCCGGUGAAGGCACAGCAAUGGCGGGAGAAAGGCCAGGCCCUGCUGUGGGGUGGGCAGGAGGACCGAGGGAGCUCCGCCUCCUGCUCCUGGGGCUUGUGGAGGGAGAUGCAGUGGGGUUGGGGGGACCGGAGCAGAGGCUGAGCAGGAGGAUGUUACUGGAGGAGAUUCUGUUGGGGAGGGUCACCCAGCAGCCGGGACCUUCCCUUGGAGGAUGCAGCACCGGAAGAGCAAUUAGGGACAGCCCCACCCCCACGCCAGUCAGGCCUGCCCUGCUGACCCCAGCCAAAGCUCACCCUGUCGCCCUGGCCCUCCACUCACUGCUUCCCCAGAGAGUGCGGGGUCCCUCAGGGAGCCCUGAUGGCCAGCACCACACCACCUUCUGGCCAUCCUGCCUCCUGGGCCUCCAGUGGUGCUGGGCCACUUCUCCUCAGCCCGCCUCCUUCCUCAAUCUGGUUCCUGCUUUCGUUUUCCUGCGCCUGUUUGUUUUAGUAGAGAUGCCUCCAGAGAGCGUCAGCUGCAGACUUUCUCCUGUCCCACGACAGCUCCAGGGGUCGUCCCCGGCUGCCUGCCGCCUCCUCUGAGGACUGGAGUGAGGACUGGACAGCACAGGGCCGCCUGUGCCUCUGGACCCCUGGACGCCGCGGAGGGUGCGCCCGGCCCCACUUGGAGGUGCAGCCUAAGGGCAGUUUUCUCCUUGGGGACCAGAGGCAGAUUCGGGGCAUGCCCAUGGGUUCCUGUCCCGAGGAGGAAGGUGCGGCCCCUGCCAUCCCCCCGCUGAAGGCUGGCGAGAAGUACCACCUGUUCGUGAGUUACAGCAGCGUGGACGCCGCGUGGACCCAUGGGCUCAUCAGUCGCCUGGAGGUGGACCACGCAGGGCUGAAGGUCUGCCUGCAUGAGCGGGACUUCAUGCCGGGCAGGAACGUUCUGGAGAACAUGGCCGAUUGCAUCCACCAGAGCCAGAAGGUGCUGCUGGUCCUGAGCCAGGACUUCGUGCAGAGCCGGUGGUGCUUGCUGGAGGCCGACCUGUCCCUCUUUGGCUCCUGCCUGGAGCAGAAGCCGGUCAUCCCGGUCCUGCUAAGGCCCUGCCAGGUCCCGCUGUACCUCAGCCACCUGACCUAUCUGGAGGCCACGGACGGCCGCUUCUACCACAAGGUGGUGCAGCUCCUGUGCACACCCAACCAGCGCGUGGCACGCCCCCUGGGCCUGCGCUCGGCCCCCUCCCUCUACAGCGGGAAGACCCUGCUGACCCUGGACUGCAUCAACAGGGAAAGCCUGCCCUCCUGGAGAGUGGGCACCUUCAGCACCCUGGCCGUCCCGGACCCCUUGAAGCCGGUGCUGGAGGACCCCGAGGUGUACAGGCAUGCUGUGGGCAUCCUGAAUGGGGUGCAGUCACCUCGGUCCUGCCUCCGGUACCUGGGCUGCAGGAUCACACUGGGCAUCUUCCUGAUUCUCCUCUCCUUAGUAUCAAUCCUCCUCCCUUUGGUUUUGGGGCUCUCGCCAAACCAGCCUCCUCAGCGGCUCCUCCUGAUCACUGCCAACAUAUUUUUCUGCCCCUUCUUUAUGAUCUUAGGCAUUAACACUUUGUGCUGGUUCAGAAGGUUUUCUAAGAGGAAGACGCGGGAGCUGGAUCUCAGGGUGGGUGAGGCCAACCUGCUGCUGGCGCCCCACUCGGUGCUGAUGGGCAGCAAGACCAUGAACAGGCUCCACUUCGUGUACGUUGUGCUGGGGGACUGCAGGGAGGCCUUCCUGGAGGCGCCGGGUGGCGAGGCCCUGUUCCGGGAGGCCCUGGUGCAGUUCUCAUCCAGCUACGCCUGCUGCCUGGCCCACGCGCACUUCCCCGACUCCGAGGACGCUCCCGGGGCUCCGGGCCACCUGGAACUGGGCCUGUGCUUCUGCCGGUUCGUCUCUCUGCAGCUGAGGAGACAAGGGUGGCUCAGGGCUCCCCCUGUGUGACAGCUGGAGGGGCCUGGGGGCAGGGCCUGUUUUUGGGCAUCCAGCUGCCGCUGAGCUGGCCCUGCAGACUUGGCAGCAGUGAGCUCUGGGCGGCGCACACAGGCCUCCCCACUUCGUCAGCUGUGCCCAGCCGGGCGGCCCUGAGGCCCCUGCAGCACCCAGAGGACCCACAGGCUGCUCUGAGGGUAGAGGUUACCAGCAGCAGUCCCUCAGGCCUGGCGUCCUGCUCCAGCCUGACAGUCGGGAGAGGAGGGCUUUGUCAGACUACCUGGGAGGAGGCUGGGGAAGCAGCGGUCUUGCUGUGGGACCCUCGGGAGAUAGUCACUGCCCAUCUCUGGAUGGUCAGUGCAUGUCCAGGGGCCGGGGCGGAGUGCGCUGGCUCCCUGGGCCCCCUGAAUAGCUCCUCCAGGAACCUGCCCCCGUUGCUGGGACACAGAUCAGAUGGACCCCGAGGUUCACUCUCAGCCACACACACACACACACACUGUGCGCCUGCCGUCCGUGCUGAGAGCCCAUGGGGGCCAGCCACAAGCCAUCCUCGGCUGAAAACAGCCUGCGUUUGUCCUCAGUGCGGAUAUCUGCUGGUCAGACCCAGAUGGACUUCAGACUGGGUGGGUGCUGUGUGCUGCCUGCCUCCCCUCCGGCUCCGUCCCAGCUCCUGAGACGCAGACCCUGGGUCGGUAUCCUUCCCCUUCUGGAGGAGAGUGAGUCUGGGGCUGCAGCAUGGCCUCCUGCAGUCCAGCAGCGGAGCCUGUCCGUCCACAAACACUGCCCCUGAAGACAGGCCUCUGAGCUCAGAGGUGGUGGCGCUUCUGCUGAGAGAGCGGCAUUUGAGGGGCACAGACGUGACCUGAUCCUGGGUGUGGGGGCCCAGCAGGAGUGUCUCCUGAGAGUCCCAGUUGCGCCCUUACCAAUCCGUAGACGAGCAGCUGGCGGAUUGCAAGUCUGGUGCUGGGCAGAUGUUCCCAGGUGUUGUGCUGGCCAGAGCUUGGCUAAGCAGCUGCGUGGUGUCUCUGCCUCACCCAUUUCCCAGGUGCAGGCCCUGGACCGCAGCUGCAGAAGCACAGGCAAGUGAGGCUCUGGAGGCUUUCCCAGCAGCACUGUGAGUGACAGUGCCCUCCCUCCCAGGCCCUCCCCAGCACUCCUUAGAUGAGACCCCCAUUCCCCGCAGAGUGUACCAAAAUCCCACUCUUUUGGUUUGAACUGGCCGAUCUGCCCGCUAGCCCAGGGAUCUCAAAGCACUCUCCCCACGGAACCCGAUGCAGGCUCGUGCUGGGGUCGGCCUCUCUGUCUACACCCACCUGACCUCCCCCAUCAGUAACAAGUUCUCUGCUUCAGUUUCUUCCGUGGUCUGCUCUUGAACUUGGCAGCACCCUGGGCUUCUCUUACCAAGUGUUAAUCAAGCUGAAUCACAAGGCGACUGUCCUGCUGGAGGCAGCAUUGGCCCGCUCUGUCCUGGGGCCAGGGCCGCACGGAGAGGAUCUCCCUCCAGAGGAGACUGAGCAGCAGGCAACAGUGAGAGAGGCAGAGAAGGGGGGGUUCCGGGCGGGGGUCCGCACCAGCAAUGGCACCAGACAGGAAUCUGGUCACAGCGAGAAGCCUGAACCUCGGUGGCCCCAAAGAUGGGCCCUGACACAGCCUCUCUGUGGCUGGUGGGGCCUGGCACUCCUGUACGUUGAAGGGCUGGGGGCCGCUGGGGAAGCAGCAGGGCCAAGACAUGACCACAGGCUCUGCCCCAGAGUGGGCACCUGUGAGCCCCAAAGCCAUCUGGGCCCCACGUGGAGAAGAGCCUCUUGUAGCAGUGGAGGCUCCGGCUCCCUUCCAGGGGCCCCCUGGACUCCGCUGGGUCCUCCAGCCUCUGCAAAGUCUGAGUGUGGGACCACCCACCCAACUUCCGGGUCAGAGCUGGCUCCUAGACGGCACAGGUGACACCCACAGACACGGAGGAGCCGACUUGAGGCCACACCUGCCCAGGCCGAGGGUCCACUCAGUGCUGAGUGCAGCUGGAUCAGAGAGCACUGGAGCCUCGCAUGCAGAGCCGGGCAACUGGUCAGCCUUUCAGGGCCAGACUCCCGGUUGCAUCACAGGAAACCCUGGGAGGCCAUGCUGGGGCUGGAGGUUGGGGACGGGGGUGGGCAUGGCCUCGCUGUGCACGCACAGGCACGUGCAUGGGCUCCUCGGGCAUGCCGGUGACAACAGUGGCAUUCCUGCUCGGUGGUGCCCAGCGGUGCAUCUGAAAGAGGGCAGAGAGACAAAAGGGAGGGCAGAGGUCUCUCGUCAAAAGACCAAGAUUUUUCAUCAUGAAAUAGUAUAUUUGUGCAAUCAGAAAGGAGAAGCAUUAGAGGAGCCAUUCUGCUCUCACACAGGCUGUUGGGAAUCUAAGCCUCCUUUGAACUGAGCCUACGACAGUGCCUCAGCCAGCCUUGCUCCAGUGCCCCUGGCCUGGCCAGCCCCACAUUGCUGUGCAGAUCCCCCACUGGGGCAGGCAGUGUCGGCUGUGGGGGAUGCUAGACCUGGAGGAGUGGCCCCCCAGAGUGCCCACUAGGCUGGCCACCCCCUUGCACCCACUCCAAGGCUGCAUGACCCAGGCCAAUGGCUCCAGAACACAGGGACCCCAGCCCACCCUCCAGGGCCUGGACCCAGGGCUGUCACACUGCCUGCUCUGGCCCCUUGACCUCGCCACCUGCACGAGAGGUCAGUGGCUUGGGGGGGGGGUCGGACGGGGCCCUGCAUACCUGCUGCAGCAGGAGCAGCGGCCUUCACGGUGGAGUGCCUGACCUCCACUAUCCGCCCCAGGACAGGACCCCAAAUCACCACCCUGGACAGGUGAGGAUGGAGGUGCAGGCUCCUCUGUGCCUCUCAGGGACCUGGAGCUCCACCCCCUGCAGACGCCCCAAAAUGCCUCUCCUCAGUCUUGGGCUGGUUUUUAGCAGGGUGACCCCAGGCAGGUGGGGCUGAGGCUCUAACCAGUGCUGGGAACCCCCUGACAAGGCUGCUGGUCACCAGGGGUCAGGCAGCUGUCCCAGGCUCACUCUCAGACCUGGAGCACCACCCCCUGGUGUUCACCCCAGGGCCUCUCCCUUGGCCGCGUGGGUUUCCCGUGAGAGGAGAGUGAGGUCCCCAGGACGGGGCUGCUGUGCCCUGGUGACCUCAUCACAGCUUGGGCCUGCAUUUAGCAGGAGUGACCAGGGCUCUGAGUAGACAGGCCCCAGGGCCCUACUUCCACUGCCCCUCCACCUGGCUGGGCUCUGCCUUGUGGGUCAGGUGAGCCUCACUCACUAUGGACAGUGGGGAUGGGCCAGAGCUGCCCUCGCCACCACCCUCCUCCAAGUGGACAGGGUGGGGGACACAGCACCGAGGUCAGCAGAGGACUGUCUUGUACCUGCUGUGGGUGUUGUGGAAAAAAAAACCUUCAGGGGAAAAAUGUGAAGCAGAAUAAGUAAAAAAAUGCACGUGCAUCUGCGUAUUUCUGCAAAAAGAUACACAGGAAGGCGGAAUUAGACUAGUAAGACUGAGUUCCUUCAGGGGGCGGGCGGGAGGCAAGUGUCUUAUCUGGGACUUCUUUUGUGUGGUUUUGCCUUUGGGAACCAUGUUAAUAUUACACGCUAAAAAACAAUAUAAUAAAACCAACAAAAAUGAGGAAAGGACACUAAAAGGGAGUAUAAGCAGUAAUAAGGGACUCUUCUAUGUUUCAAAGGAAUGGCAUAACUGCACUGAUGUGAAAAAAAGAAAAGCUCCAAGUAACUUUUGGCCUGGCGCUUUGACUAUGCACCCUCAGGCUGAAGGCAAACGCCCUCCUCUAGUUUGCAGGCUCACUUCUGUCGCGGUACGGACACCAGUUCCGAGGCAAAGUGCGGCGCACUCUGAGACUAGCGAGUAAGUAUACUGAGGAUGACAGGAGCCAGGUGUCUCUGCGGAGAAGGGGCUCCCAUCACGGGAAGGAGGAGAGUCUCACUGGGAACUCCAGGAGUUCCCUGUGUGUUGUACACAUGUGUGUAGAUGUGUGGGCAUGUCGUACAGAUUUAUGAGGGUUGUGUCUAUGCAUGUAUGUGCACUUAUGCACAUACACACAUACGCUUAGAGGAGAGAGAUCUAGAUGUGUGUAUGAGUGUGUAUACACACAUCUACCCUCAAAGUCCAGCCACUGGGUGUGCCUCUGAAACUGAGUCCCCCUAAACCCGAGUGCCCUUACUGAGUUUAUGAUUCAUCUCACCACCCAAAACUUUGUUCCCUUUCUUGUGCCCUCAGACCUCAGUCCUGCACUCACUGAACACUCACCAACCAGAGUCAGAAGACUAAAACUCCUGUUGUCAAUAAAAUUGCCAAUGUACCCAAA